AUGACUAAACCUACAGAAGGCAUCAAAAAAUGGGCAAGUCCAAAAGAUUUUCCCUCAGAUCUUAAAUUAAGUGGGCGUAUCAUAAACUGUAUGACACAACUGCCUAAUGAGAUAACCAAAACUGCCGACGGGGACUGGAAAAUCUCACAUCUACGUGGCUCUUCUGCCUUGUAUGCAUCGAACAAGUUUUUAGUGGAUGAAACAGAGUGGGAAACACACCUUGUUGCAUGGACCGGAGAAAUAUACACCCAAGAUGUGAAAAUUGCUACAAAGGUGAAGGACAUGCAUUCUGCAUGCAAAGAAACGCCUGAGGCGGAUCCCUUGUAUCUCACGGAAAAUGAUAAGACAACAGUAACUAAGAUGAUUCGUGAAAAGAACGAAAACGACAAUAUCCAUCCUGUUUGGCUACUCAGAAGGGAUCAGGACAGAUGGAGAAAAUAUGCGGAAAACAUCUUAUGGCCCGUCUUUCACUAUAUGAUGAAUGAGCCCAACGAUGGAAGGGAAGAGAUUGACUGGUGGCAUGACUAUGUCAAAUUUAACGAGGCUUAUGCCGUUAAAAUCAAAGAGAUAGCAAAACCGGGAGACGUUAUUUGGAUUCAUGAUUACUAUUUGUUAUUAUUACCCCAGAUUUUAAGAAUGGAGUUGCCUGAUGUUUACAUCUGCCAUUUUCUACAUGUUCCAUUCCCUUCAUCGGAGUAUUUCAGGUGUUUGCCAAAGAGAAAGAUUUUACUCGAUGGUAUGUUAGGUGCAAACCAACUUGGCUUUCAAAGUUAUUCUUUUGCCAGGCAUUUCAUCAGUUGCUGUACAAGAGUAAAUGGCUAUGAAACUACUCCUAAUCAAGUGACCGUUCAUUCGUUCACCUCAAACGUUGUCACACUUCCAUUAGGUAUUGACGUGGAGAGCCUGCAGCAUGAUGCCUUUACUCCUAAAAUAGAAGGUAAGAUUAAAACUUUGAAAGAACUCAACCAAAACAGGAAGAUUAUCAUCGGUAGAGAUAGGUUAGAUUCUGUUAGGGGUGUGGUUGAGAAAUUACAAGCUUUUGAAUUGUUUCUUGACAUUUAUCCUGAAUGGAUUGGGAAAGUAGUUUUGAUUCAAGUCUCGUUCAAGCCCUAUUACCACAGUUCCAAGCUUGAGAAGAAGGUGAACGAGUUGAUUUCCAACAUCAAUAGAAAAUAUUCAUCUUUAGAUUAUUCGCCUGUCUUGCAUUACAACAUGAGAAUUAACAAGGAUGAAUAUUUAGCACUUUUGCGAGUAGCAGACUUGUGUCUCAUCACAUCAAUUAGAGAUGGUAUGAAUACUACUGCCCUCGAGUAUAUUGUUUGCCAGAAGUUGAAAUGUUCUCCUCUUAUUUUAUCCGAGUUCAGCGGGACUACGACAGUCUUGCAAAAGUCUAUUCAAGUCAAUCCUUGGGACUCGGUCGGUGUCGCAAAUGCCAUUAAUGAGAGUUUACUGUUAUCGGAUGGCAAAAAAUUAUCAAUAGAGCACAACCUAUAUGAAGCGGUGUGCAACAACACAAACCAAGAUUGGUCUAGCAAAGUUAUUUCAACUUUACUCAAUUUUGUGUCAACACAAACUGCAACACAUGGAACACCAUAUUUGAAUAGGCCUCUUUUACUGAAAAAUUACCAGGAAGCAAAACGUAGAAUGUUUCUCUUUGAUUACGAUGGCACAUUGACCCCCAUCGUGGGGGAUCCCAAUGCUGCAAUCCCUUCGGCUCGCCUCAAAAGUUUUCUUGAAGGACUCACCCAAGAUCCAAAGAAUGAAAUUUGGAUUAUUAGCGGUCGUGACCAGGCAUUUUUGGAAAAAUGGAUUGGAUCCCACUAUCCUCGGAUAGGGUUGAGUGCUGAGCACGGAUGUUUCAUGAAACAAGCAGGAGUUGAAAAAUGGGUGAAUUUAACGGAAAGCCUGGAUAUGUCAUGGCAGACGGUGGUUGGGGAAGUGUUCAGUAAGUACACUGAAAAAACUCCUGGUACUUUCAUUGAAAGAAAAAAGGUGGCUCUCACUUGGCAUUAUCGUAAGGCAGAUCCAAUUCUAGGUUUGUACCAAGCCGAAAAAUGCAGGGAAGAGCUUGUUAGACGACUAGAAGGAAAGUACGAUGUUGAGGUCAUGUCAGGUAAGGCCAACCUGGAGGUGAGACCAAAGUUUGUUAACAAGGGUGAGAUUGUCCGGCGUUUAGUAUUGUGCACCAAUCCGAUUGACCAAACACUUAAAUCUGUUGAAGAGUUACCGGAUUUUGUCCUGUGUCUGGGAGAUGAUACUACCGACGAAGACAUGUUCAAAGCGUUAAAUACUAUUGAACGCCAAUGGGCAACCGAUAAGAUCCCCGUGAACGAUUUUGGUACGCACGGCAUCUAUCCUGUUACUGUUGGUCCUGCCAAUAAAUCUACUGUCGCAAAGGCGUACUUGGCAGAUCCUAAUCAAGUGCUAGAUACCAUUGGUUUACUUUUGGGAAAAGUGUCGCUUUUUGAAACUGGAGGCACAGUCGAGUUGGAUGACCGUGGUCAUCUGAAGAAUAGUGAAAGUGCCAUAAACUCACAGGCUAAUCGUGCUGCCUACGAAAAGGCUUCCAAGUGA
Pichia membranifaciens NRRL Y-2026 is the source of this 2574-nucleotide messenger RNA. RefSeq lists its product as hypothetical. Lineage: Eukaryota; Fungi; Ascomycota; Pichiomycetes; Pichiales; Pichiaceae. Bases 1 to 2574 code for a protein of 857 amino acids. Gene Ontology annotation, molecular function: catalytic activity. Gene Ontology annotation, cellular component: alpha,alpha-trehalose-phosphate synthase complex (UDP-forming); cytosol. The transcript has a single exon. The record is from RefSeq and is a predicted model, not a curated record. Gene Ontology annotation, biological process: fungal-type cell wall organization; trehalose biosynthetic process; cellular response to heat.